AUGUCUUCGAACGCUCCCACCAGCACCUCUGUCCCUACUGGGGAGACCGCCAAAGCCGGCCAGACGAAGGGCGAGGCUACCGUUACGUCCGGUGUUCCUACCCAGGGUGAUUGGACGCUCCCGCCUCGUGCGACCGGCGGUGCUGCCGAGGAGGGGUGGAGCACCGGCCCUCCCUCUUGA
Vanrija pseudolonga is the source of this 180-nucleotide messenger RNA. RefSeq lists its product as uncharacterized. The transcript is spliced from 3 exons. Bases 1 to 180 code for a protein of 59 amino acids. The record is from RefSeq and is a predicted model, not a curated record. NCBI's taxonomy places the organism in Eukaryota, Fungi, Basidiomycota, Tremellomycetes, Trichosporonales, Trichosporonaceae.